Messenger RNA from Haliotis rufescens (red abalone), 1885 nucleotides. RefSeq lists its product as uncharacterized. The transcript has 6 exons. The coding region runs from base 1 to 1500 and encodes 499 amino acids. The record is from RefSeq and is a predicted model, not a curated record. NCBI's taxonomy places the organism in Eukaryota, Metazoa, Mollusca, Gastropoda, Lepetellida, Haliotidae. Gene Ontology annotation, molecular function: zinc ion binding.
AUGGCAAACACCGGUACACUAAUCCGCCAGGUGGCGCGUCGGAAUUUCCGUCCCGGAAGUGUUGCUAAUGUAAACAUGUCGCACAACAGCGGUCUGACAGUUGAGAAGUUGAAGACAGAGUUGCGAUGCCGUGGAGCAACUACACGCGGGAAGAAGAUCGAUUUGAUUGAAAGAUUGGAGUCCUAUGACAGAAAUAAUAACUUCUGCCACUCAGAAGAUGACAUUAAGUUACCUGAGCCUAUCCGAUUUGAAUCAUGGCCAGUCACAGGUUUCAAGCAACUGAUGCCACUACACAAAGACAGCUUACCGCCCUUGGCCUCUUCGGAUGUCGAGGCGUAUUUUAGGUACCGGUUAGCUGUAGAUAAUGAAGAGACUGGAGAUUUGAAGGCUAUUGAGAAGGGACAUCAACUUUUGGAAUCCAAUCAUGUCCUGGCUUGCAGUGUUGUCAUUCAUCACCAUGCCUACUUCAGUGGUCUAGUCAGUGCUGCUAUGAAGAAAAAGGUAUCCUACAGUCUUCGCAUCAUAAUAGCAGAAUGUGGUGAAGUGGUGAACACACACUGUGAGUGCCCAGCUGGUAAAGGCCCCCAUGGAACCUGCAAACACCUCGCUUCCGUCCUCCUCAUGUUGUCACAGUUCAAGUCUACAGGUGUGAUUGCUACCGGCAAAUACAGAAAUAGUGCAUCUUACAGGGACCAUGUGCGAAACAUCACCAUCAACUACUGCUCUUCAGCAUCUAAGGAUAUCACGAUCAGAUACCUGUUUGAAAGAGCCAGUCUGUCAUCUGCAGUAAGAGAUCAUGACUAUUUGGACAAGCCCUUCACAGAAUACUGGGUGGAGAGAGCCUUGAAGAUUACAGAUGACCAGGCUGCAGACUUAGAGUCAAAGACAAGAAAGCAGGCCAAGUGUAGCUUGUGGCAUGAGGAGAGGAGAUGGAGGCUUACCGCAUCUCAGUUUGGGACAAUUUGCAAAUGUACUACAAGGAGAAACAAAACUAAAUUAUGUGAACAAAUUGUCUCUGGAAGAAAACUUGUUUGUAACUCUGUGAGGCAUGGGUUACAGCAGGAACCCAAAGCUAUUGCCAAACUUGAAAUAGCCUGUAAUGUUCAUGUUCAUAGUUGUGGAAUGUUUGUCGACUCUGAACUCCCUUUCCUUGCAGCAACACCAGACGGUGUCAUUGAUUCUAACACCAUUGUUGAGGUUAAAUGUCCUUACAGUGCCAGAAAUGAGGUCAUUGCUCCUGGGAAACUCUUUCCUUAUCUUUGUGAGAGAAAUGGCCUCAUGCAACUGAAAGAAAACAAUAAUUACUACUUUCAAGUGCAGGGUCAGAUGUAUCUAUCAAAGCGAAAAUACUGCUUAUUUGCUGUUUGUACGUUUAAAGACUUCUUUGUUCAGAAAAUAUCACUCAAUGAGGAAUACUGUACAGGAAGUUUGAUUCCCAGACUGUCAUUAUUCUUUGAGUCUUUCCUCAAGCCUUACAUUGCUACUCACUGCAUUUGUUAAGAUUCAUGAACAGACAUCCUUUUGGGGAUUAAUACAUCCAUGUGAAGACUGUGUAUCUAAAAAGUACUAAGAGUCUUUUGAAACUUACUUUUGCCUCACUUUUCAAAAAUUAUUUGAAAGCAGUGACUUUUCACAGUUAAGGAAUAUAAAUUUCUUCUUUUCAACUAUUAAAAUCUGGUGAUGAGAAUGAUACAAAUGAGUACCGCUAGGUAUAUCCCUGAUUGACACCAUGUGUAAAGUACUUACUUCUAUUCUUAGCUGUAGCCUACAGCAGUUUGAUGAAGAUUAUAACAUAAUUGACAAGGCCCAGGCUGUUAUCAUGGUGUAAAUCAUGGUGUAACAUUUAUACUAAGUUAUCCUAUAAUAAUUAGAUCCACAUCAAGUG